Messenger RNA from Cotesia glomerata, 1742 nucleotides. It is a transcript of the gene DhpD, whose product is annotated as guanine deaminase. Lineage: Eukaryota; Metazoa; Arthropoda; Insecta; Hymenoptera; Braconidae. The coding region runs from base 108 to 1415 and encodes 435 amino acids. Gene Ontology annotation, biological process: guanine catabolic process. The transcript has 8 exons. Gene Ontology annotation, molecular function: guanine deaminase activity; zinc ion binding. The record is from RefSeq and is a predicted model, not a curated record. Gene Ontology annotation, cellular component: cytosol.
GGUCCACACCAGCCAAGAGUUUAAUCCACUCCCAACUCAUAUGUACUUACCAUAUGAAUACUUACAAACAUUUGUAUCGCUCGUAAGAAAUUAUCAAAAACGUCAAAAUGACUUCACUUAAAUAUUUAUUUAUUGGUCCAAUUGUUCAAACAAUUAAAUCUGGAGCUAAUAUUGAAUUACAAAUUAUUGAAGAAGCUGAUAUAGUCGUCCAAAAUGGGCAGAUACUUGAAAUCAUCAACAGACCGAAUAAAUCAGAAAUAAAAGCAGAUAUCAUCACAAUAUUAGAAAAAGGACAAUUUUUCACUCCAGGAUUCAUCGACUGUCAUGUCCAUGCUGUCCAGCUACCAAACAUAGGCCUUGGCUACGACAAAAGUCUCCUUGACUGGUUGGAAGCUUAUACAUUUCCUCUAGAGCUACAAUUCUCAGACAAUUCUUUUGCUGAAAAAGUAUUUGAAGCGGUUGUGAAACGUACGUUAUCACUAGGAACAACUACUGCUUGUUACUUUGCUUCGCUGUACAAUGAAGCUUCUUUGAUUCUGGCUGAAAAAGCGGUCAAGUAUCACCAACGCGCUUUUGUUGGGAAGCUCAAUAUGGACAGAGUACGCGAUGAUAAUUAUUAUGAAAGGACAGAUAUCUCUGUUGAUAAUACCAGGAAAUUUAUUGAUGAUGUUUAUAAACUUAAAUCUUCUCUAGUCAAUCCUGUUAUUACUCCAAGAUUUGCAUUGAGUUGUUCGAUGAAAUUGUUAAAACAUUUGGGGGAAAUUGCUAAAGAAAAUAAUCUUCUUAUUCAGACACAUGUAUGUGAAAAUACCGGUGAAAUUGAAGAAUGUAAAUCAUUAUUUCCCGACUGUCCAACUUAUACGUCCGUUUACGAACAAGCUAAUUUAUUAACAAAUAAGACUGUACUAGCCCACGGAGUUUUCCUCAAAGACAGUGAGUUAAAAAUUUUAACCAAGUAUAACUCAUCAAUAAUUCACUGUCCAUCUUCGAAUACUUUCUUAAGAAGCGGGCUCUGUGAUAUCCAGAGACUGAGAAGAAAUAAUAUCACCGUAGGACUAGGCACUGACGUAGCAGGUGGUAAUUUGAUGUGUAUGCUGGAUGUAAUGAGAUCAGCGCUAGAAGUAUCGAAUCACAUUGCAUUUAUCCAAGGUGACUCUUAUAAGCCGAUUGAUUUUGUCGAUGCUUUUUAUUUAGCAACUUUAGGCGGAGCUGAAGCGCUGUCAAUAGAUAGCCAAGUGGGAAAUUUAAUCGCUGGGAAAAAAUUCGAUGCUUUGGUCAUUGAUUUAAAAGCGAAAGAUUCACCAUUAGACAAUUUAAAAACUUUAACACUCAAGGAACAAUUGCAACGAUUAAUAUACUCUGGAGACGAUCGUAACAUUGUAAAUGUUUACGUAGAAGGACGUAAAGUUAAAUGAGUAUUUAUUUUUUGGAGUUGAGCUCCAAAAAAUUUUUAAUACUGCUGUUGCUUUGUUCAAAAGCUUUUACAAAACCUCGACAAUCUUUAUCCUGAAAAAUAUUAAUUUUUUAUUUAUUAUAAAUAAAAUACCUAGUAAUAGAUAAUAAAUAUUAUUAUUUACUUACUGGGAAGGGAUCUUCAAUAAUUAUGUCUCCAUUAGGAUUGUAACUUCCUAAUAAUUCAAUUUUAGCGUUACUACCUUCCGGUUUUAUUUUUUCAAGUUGUUCAAUGUUGUAUUGAUCCAUUCCAAAGAUCCAAUUGUGAGAAUAAAAAUCAUUUUUUGUUA